CUCUCUCUCUCUCUCUCCAUCUCAUCAACAGGGUCCUCUCUUUCUCUCUCAUGGUUCCCUCCUUUUGAGAAUCAGUUAUCUACCUUCAAUUCCUACUUAAUUUACCAACAAUUCUCUCAGUUUCAAUCAAUUUGUUCCACUUACGACGAUUUUCUGCAGACCCAACUCAUCAAUGGCCAAUCUCAACCUCUCUCUCUCCCUCCUCCUCCUCCUCCUCCUCUGUUCCUCUCUCAAACCCACUGAAAGCCUCUGGUGGUCUUCAUCUCCUCCCCCCUCAAACAACAACCCCAAGCCCGCUGAAUUCUCAAUAUCGCAGGGGUUUUCGGGCGAAAGGGGGCUAAAAAUAGUGGAGGAUGCCAAGAGGAAGAUGGUGAUGGCGAACACUUGUUGGCAGAGUUCAUACAGGGCCCUGUUUGAGAGUUGUUCGGCGGUGUUGUCCGAUGAGGAGAGGAAGAGGAGGUUGGCUUGGAUGCUCAGUGAUUGCUUCCAGAUUGAAUCGGGUCGGCCGGCGUUCCCGGGUUGCAAGAAGGAGAGUUCUAUGCUGCAGUGUUUGAAGAGGUUGAAUGAUGGAGAGCAUAAGGUUUUUCUUGAGUUUUUCAUGGAGACUAAUGCAAUAUGUCACCAGUUACAGAGUGAAUCAUUCAAACAUGAAACGGAGAGAUUGGUCAAUGAACUAGCAAAAUCAGCACAUUAUGCAGAAGACAAGCUGGACAUCAUCAACGAAAAAUCCGACCAACUUUUACAAGACUCAAACCAAAUCCAUGAUUCCUUAUCUUCAAUACACGAAGAAACAGAACAAUUAGUCCAAACAUCCAAAGAUGCCAAAUCUCAGAUUGAUGAUGUAUUAGAAAACUCUCAAGCCAUAUUUCAACAAUCAAAGCGCAUUACAGAAACCCAAUUGGAACUAAAGGAAUCACAAUCAGAGAUGAUAGAUGCAGUAAAAUUAGGCAUAGAUUUUUUGGAGAAAUCCUAUAAGAGUUUAGGGAAUGAAAUGAAUAACUUGAUGAAAGAAACUGUCAAAAUUGAGACGGAGAUUAAAGAGGUCGGUGAUUCUAUGGUGUCGAAAAUGCAAAAUCUUCAGGGUACUGCGAAUAAUAUCGAGAGCGUUGCAGGAUCAUCAUUGAUGAAGCAGAUGGAACUUCUAGAAGGACAGAAUGAUGCUCUUGAAGGCCUUGAUGCGUUAAAGAAGUUUCAGUCUGAAGCUAUCAAAGAAAGCAGGGACACUUUGGAAAAAUUUUCAGAGUACGGCCACAAACAGCAUGAGGAAUUAAUACGACGACAAGGAGAAAUCCAAAAAACUCACGACCAUCUGUAUGAAACUUCACAGGCUAUAUUAGAAGCUCAGAGGGAGUUUGAAUUGAAACAGUCAGACAUUUUCAGUAUGCUUGAAAAGCUAUAUGCGUUAUACAAAGCUAUCUUGGAUGAAUCCAGAUUUAUCAAAGCAUUUUUCUUCUACUCAUGUAUUAUCAUUCUUCUAUAUAUGCUGACAAGUGCUAAACAGACUUUUCAUAAAAGAGUGCAUCUUUAUUUAGGUCUUUGCAUCACAUUGUUGCUCGAGAUGGCAAUCAUUAAAUACAAAACCAGUGAUGUGAUAAUUGAGAAAAUUUGGCUUGCAAGAUCUACUUUUCUAGUUGUUGCUUCGAUCCAAAUUCUACAUUCUAUCUUUACGUAUAGAGAUUACGAAAUAAUGAGCCAUCAAUUGCUACAAACAUUAAUGGAAAAGGUCUGCAUGCUAGAGAAAAACUCGGGAAUGAAGUCCUUGUCUAUGGUUAUGGAUGGCGACGAUGAUGAUAGUUGGAGUCACUAUUCAUGGAUUGAUGAGGAGUUGCCAGAAGAUGUAGACAUCAAUGAAGAUCCUAGUUACUAUCCUGAGGAAGUUGCAGAAAAUUUUAAGGCUACAGCCUUGAUUGCAAAAAGUUAUGAUCUUCGCCCUCGGCGGUGCAGUCAGAAAUAAAUUUGUGUGAUUUUUUUAAUGUGUUUUUAAGAGAGUAGAAGACUACAUGUAAAUUUUUAUCAUUAUAUUCCUCAUGAACUGUAAUACACGAAGUUUUGUACAAAUUAAAAUGAACC
Messenger RNA from Asparagus officinalis (garden asparagus), 2070 nucleotides. Its product is annotated as protein GAMETE EXPRESSED 1. The transcript has 7 exons. The record is from RefSeq and is a predicted model, not a curated record. The coding region runs from base 173 to 1954 and encodes 593 amino acids. Lineage: Eukaryota; Viridiplantae; Streptophyta; Magnoliopsida; Asparagales; Asparagaceae.